AUGCAAAACAUCGAAUGCCUUGGAACCAUAUGCGAUGCCAAGCCCAAUGGGCUUUCCUCCGAAGCGCACCAGGACACCCCAUCAGCUAGCCAACCCAAUCCAAGCGUUCUGAAUGCUACCCCUCCACCUGCUGAUGGCAACUCCCACAUAUCAACGCCUUCUUUGGCUGCACCUCCACUUGCUCAAGAUACCAAUAACCUUUCAGCGAUGACCCCACCCACCAAAACUUCCAACAUCCUGUCCAAUCCGGAACAUUUGGGCUCCUCAACUAACACCACAAUUCCCACUGGUCAGGAGGUGGCUAGCAAUAUUUCUGGAGCGAACUCAAAGGCUGCGGAGGUCAACCCCAAUCAGGCCGCACAACCGACUUGUGAAGGAGCCGACUCCAAUCAGUCCGCACCCAACUUAACACGGCCUGAGGACUCUAGUGCUCCCGGGGCUCCGGCGACAACCAGCCCCAUGGUAACUGUUCUCCCUCGCUCCACAGACACGAGGCCGACGACGGGCUCUAUUACCAAACCACCCUUGUACGUACCAACAGGCUCAACCCAAGACCAGUCCAUUAGUUUCCCAGUAGACAUGACAAACAAGGACAUUGCACAGGAGGCCAUGCUACCUGUUAAGAAUCUCACACAGUCCACAACAGGACAUGAAGAUGCUGCAGAGAGCGCCGGAAUCUGA
Molecule: messenger RNA, 681 nt
Organism: Puccinia triticina
Lineage: Eukaryota; Fungi; Basidiomycota; Pucciniomycetes; Pucciniales; Pucciniaceae
Exons: 4
Coding region: 1-681 (226 amino acids)
Source: RefSeq, a predicted model, not a curated record